UCUUCUGAUCUUUGAAAUUCGCAUCGUGAUUUUCAAAGCAAUAUUAGACAUACGAAAGUAGAACAUUGUAGAUUUAUUAGUACUACCAUAGACAUUGAUCGUUAAAAUAGUCUGCAUAUUGUGUUGAAGAAAAACAAUGAAACUAGAAUUACAAUCUUGAGAAGUUUCAUGAUACCUAUAAGUCAUACUGAUGAACCUAUUUUUUUACACUUCUUAUCGGACCGUGACACAGGAUCCUUAUGCUGUGAUAAUACCAUAAACAGAUCAAGUGAGGUGAAACGCACAUUAUUAGUAGUAGUUCGGUCGUUGUCCACGCAUCAUGUGUAUUACGUUCAUUUAUCGAAACCCCAAAGCCGAUGGAAAUGCGUAUAGGAUAAUUUUGGCCUUUAAUCGAGAUGAAGCUUUGAAUCGACCAACUGCAUCUGCUCACUGGUGGAAAAAUUAUCCUGAAUGCUUGGGAGGGAUAGACUUGGAAUCUGGAAAGGAAGGGGGCACCUGGUUGGCAUUUUGCAGAGGUGGACGAUGCGGGGCACUUUUGAAUUUAACAGGCGAAAAGAGGUCGUCCAAAACUCCGGGAAAAGGCCGUGGUCAUCUCGUUUCUGAUUACAUCAUUUCCAACGUAUCCGCCGAUGAAUACCUCACAAAACUGCAUGAGGAAAAUCACAUUGAACAAGCAUAUAAUCCCUACAAUUUAAUACUUAUAAAUUUAUGGAAUGCGGACGUGUCGGUACUCUGCAGCGCGCAAGAUUCUUCAGGACUACAAAAGUGUUCGGAUGAUAUUUUAGGACUUGGUAACAGUGCAAUCGACCAACCUUUCACCAAAGUCCGUAAUGGAAAGAAAAAAUUUAGAAAUAUCAUCCGAGGUAUGACUACGGGAGAGCAGGAUAAGAUGAUUGAAAAUCUCUUGGAAUUCUUGACCUGGGAUGAAAAACAUUUGCCAGACCCCGAACUACAACGAAGAGCCCCAAACUGGUACGAAGACUUGAGUUCUAUCUUCGUUCGCGUUCCAAAUGUGGAAUAUGGAACCAGAACACAUUCAAUAUUAUUAGUCGAUGGAUUAAAUAACGUAACAUUUGUUGAGAAGACAUUAACACUCAAUAAUUCCUGGACGUGUCAGACUUUUAAAACCAAAUUACAGACAGUUGCAUAAAAUUAUUUUUACCAUACCAUUUUUUGUCACUAUUAAAAUGAGUAAUCUCUGAUAAAAAUGCUCACCCUUCGAAAAAGGAUCACUUCUUAGAAUAGUAGUACGUGAAACGAUCUGGAAAACGAAAAUUGUAUUACUCCAAAAUAAGAAAAAAAAAAUUUAAUGUUUA
Messenger RNA from Athalia rosae (coleseed sawfly), 1316 nucleotides. It is a transcript of the gene Tango2, whose product is annotated as transport and Golgi organization protein 2. The transcript is spliced from 4 exons. Bases 320 to 1150 code for a protein of 276 amino acids. Gene Ontology annotation, biological process: Golgi organization; protein secretion. NCBI's taxonomy places the organism in Eukaryota, Metazoa, Arthropoda, Insecta, Hymenoptera, Athaliidae. Gene Ontology annotation, cellular component: Golgi apparatus. The record is from RefSeq and is a predicted model, not a curated record.